UCUCUUUCUCCAGGAAAUUGCAGCUCUUAGUUCGGGUCCCAUGGCGGGGGAGCAGCUGGCGCGGGUGACCAAGAGCCUGGAGGUUUUGGAGGAGGAGCUGAAGAGCCUGGCAGACAUGGCAGGGUCCCUGGAGCCCAGGGAGGCCAAGGAAAGCGCUCGGCAGGCGCUGCAGAGCUUGCAGGCCCUGGAAAACGACCUCCAAGCCACGCGGGAAGGCGCUAGCGGGGCCGACCCGGCGCAGUGCCAGUCGCUGACCAAACGUCUGGCGGACGCGAGCGCCAAGGCCUCAAGGUUGCGGGCCACGGCCUCCAACAAGCACGCACAGGUUAUGGAGCCCCUCCGCGCCGAGGUGGCUCAAGCGAUCCUCUCGCGGCUGGCAAAGAUGAGGAAAAAGGAGGAGGACCUGGACAUUUUCAGCCUGGCGGAUCAGGAUCAGGAUGGCUUUGUGUCCCGGAAGGAGUUCCGCAACUUCAUGAACGACUGCCCUGGCAACUUCUCCAGAGAUCAGCUUAACAAGCUCUUCGACUAUUUGGACGAUGCUUGUUCUGGCCACUUGCAGCGGGACGAGUUCAUGCGCUGCGCCGUAGUGUUCUACCGGGUGUCGCGCCCCAGUGUGGAUCUGGUGCAAACCAUGGGAAUGGCGCAGGGCAAGCUGGUGCGCAAGUUGGAUGUCAACGAGAUCUUGGAGCUUCUUGAAGGUCCCAUCAAGGAGAUCAACAAGGUGGUGCGGGUGAAGUGCCGGGCCAUGCGGGACGGGUCGGUGGGCUGGGCCACGGCCACGGGCUCCAACGGGGUGGUCUUCGUGGAGCAGAAGCGGGUGCACUUCCAGGUGAAGACCUCCACCACAUUGACGGAUUUGCUGUCGGCCAAGGCUUGCGCCACCCUGCGGCCGCUGAAGGCUCCACUCUUUCGUUUUUUGGGGGUGGGUCGUCGCCCCAUCCGCUGA
Molecule: messenger RNA, 946 nt
Organism: Effrenium voratum
Lineage: Eukaryota; Dinophyceae; Suessiales; Symbiodiniaceae
Source: the annotation of a GenBank genome assembly